AUGGACGUCGAUGCCUUCAAGGUGGACGCCGAAGAAACAGAAACCGAAACCGAAACUGAAGCUCGAGAGGCAAAGAAGUACAAGCGUGCAUGGAUACACAUUGUAUGGGGGCUGUUUCUUUUUGCUUUGGCAGUUGUCAUCAUCUCUCUUGCCACCAUAGCAAGGACUGAGCUGGGAUCUGAUGAUACAACGGCUUGCUUUAUCAUGUUUGGGGAAGGCAUCAUAAGCGCUUUUUGUAUCACAUUUGGCAUUAAUGAAAUAUACAAAGUAUUUCGCCAGAAGAGAGAGGCUUUCGAGCCUGCGGAGAGUUUGCCUGUCUGA
Penicillium odoratum is the source of this 321-nucleotide messenger RNA. RefSeq lists its product as uncharacterized. Bases 1 to 321 code for a protein of 106 amino acids. The transcript has 3 exons. The record is from RefSeq and is a predicted model, not a curated record. NCBI's taxonomy places the organism in Eukaryota, Fungi, Ascomycota, Eurotiomycetes, Eurotiales, Aspergillaceae.